CGCUGAGGGUGUGGGUGAGACACUGGGCUGUUAGCAGUUAAGGAGUGAAGUAGGAACAGUGGCGGAUUUACUUCGAACUCAAAACUUUCUUUCAUUGACACCACAAAGUUAACGUUCGAUAUUGGAUAGUAAUGACGUGUUGGGGACUGCUUUGAACAAAACUAAUCACAUGGCGUAGUACUGGACGUCAGCACAGGACGUCAGUGAUAACAGUGUCUCCGAAGACGUCAAGAUUACAACAAACACGACGCGCUACCACAGCCAAGACAAACACUUAGCAUUGAUUACUUUGUGCUGGUUAUUCUACAGCUGUCGGAACAUGUUAAAAUGAUCGCCACGCAGUACUGGCAACAUGGACACGAUUCAUUGUUCACUUUGAUCCAAGUUUGAAAUAAUUCCGAGGAUUAUGACUGACUCGAAGACACGAGGUGUCGCCUCGCUGGCUUCAACGCUAUACGCGCGCGGAUAAAACAGUUCUGUAAAUGGAUUUUUUUUUUUCAAUCAUACAUUGAUCAGGGCGUCGAGAGUCAUUCAUCGCUAAGUAUUGGAUCACCUUUUGAUCUAAUGUCAACUACAGUGCCUCUUAUUCGCUAUACACCAUAAAGACUUACCAGGGACAAUCCCUAUUACUUACUUCCAGAUGUAGCCCGGCCAAGACAAGUCAUUCCCUCAGGUCAGUUCCGGUUUUCUUCCAGACAUGAAUUGCAUCAAUGAUACAAAUCUGGAGAAUGACACUGACCCAGACAUUCACAGCCUGGACUCUGUGGCCAACGUCUCCUCGGCCAGCAAGCUGGUCAACUACUACAUCACGGAUGUGGCCAUGCCGGCCACCUGCGCCCUGGGCAUUCUGGGUAACCUUCUAUCCCUUAUGGUGCUGACCACGGAAAAGCUGCACCGGACUUUAAGCAAGAUGGAGAUCUCCGCCCACAUCGGCCUGACCGCACUGGCCGUGUCGGACUUUCUCUUCUGCCUGUUGGUACUUAUUGUCACACAGGUUCCUCCCAAGAAACACUACGAGGUUGGCGACCCCGUCAUCUUCUUUCAUCUGAUGUCUAACGGCCUGAUAACAAUCUUCAUUAUUUCCAGCACCUGGCUUAUCGUCGUCAUGGCAGCAGAACGCUACAUUGCCGUCUGCCAUCCACUCCAAGCGCGGAAGCUCAUAUCACUGCGCCGCACGCGGGCGAGCAUCAUUCUCGUUUUUCUCAUCUGCACGCUCGCCACCAUUCCAAUCUUCCUGGAGAGCACGAUCGAGGAAGGCUGCGCCCAAGGGAGAUCGGUGCGCCGGCUUCAGGACAGAGACGAGGACGCCUCGAGGCCGUUGCAGCGCCUCGUCUGGUCCAUCUUCUUCGACUUCAUUCCCUGCGCCGCGCUCAUCUACUUUAACCUCUGCCUCAUCAUUCAGAUCAGGCGGGCCAAACAGCUCAGAGAUCAGAUGACGCCCAGACAUUCCGUGCUGAGGUACAGCACCUCCAACCCCAAAGAAGGAAAGCCGAAGCAAAAGCCAGCGCAUGAGGUGAACGGAGAGAGAAGCUUCCACCAGCAAAAGAAAAGGGACAGAAACGCGCUUUUGGAGACCCAUCCAGCCCCGAACGAAGCCAGUGUCAUUGAGAUGACCAACGGGGCUAGCAAGUAUGUGAAGUACGUCACCAACAAACCGAGGGACUCAAAGAGCAGCCACGGCAACGAGAGCCAGGGAAAUGAGAGCACCCAGAACGAGCUGCGGGACCUCCACCACAUCGCUAAGCCGUCUCGGCCCUACCAGAGCCCGUCGUCCAGCAAAAGGCUGACGGACAGCAUCGUGCGGAAGAGGCCCUCGGACAACGCUCUCAACAGCGUCACGGCCACGCUGGUGGCGGUCAUCCUGCUCUUUCUCCUCCUGGUCUCGCCCAGCGAGCUGCUCAAGUUUUCGGUGGAGCACACCUCCGCGGACGAAACGCAAAAGAGGAUAGUGAUGUCGGUGACUAACUUCAUGCAAGUGCUCAACUUCUCCUUGAACUUUGUCCUCUACUGUGCGGUCAACAAGACAUUCAGGCAUACUCUGUAUGGACUCAUCUGUUGCUGUUGGCUCACACUCAGGAGGUGAUGUUUCAUUUCUUUCAUCAAAAAGUUGUUUUUUUAAUCACAAGUGAUAUUUCUACCAGUCGGUCAAAUCUCCAUAUCGGCAGGCUCAUAGAAUGGAAGUAUUACUUGGAAUUUAUUCUUUUUGUAAUCGUACCGGUACAAGCAUUUACGUAAGCACUGUUUUCCAGAUGUCGUCAGUCAUAGAGGAUAUUAUGCAGUAACUGAUGACGUCAUUACGUUUGGAAUAAUUUUGACGUCAUUGAUUCGUGUGAUGCUAGUAAGGUCCAGGUGUACAUAUAUAUUUUACAAAUUAAAUCUUUUGCAUGGGAAGAAA
This is a messenger RNA of Biomphalaria glabrata, 2395 nucleotides long. RefSeq names its product G-protein coupled receptor 84-like. Gene Ontology annotation, biological process: G protein-coupled receptor signaling pathway. The record is from RefSeq and is a predicted model, not a curated record. Gene Ontology annotation, cellular component: membrane. Gene Ontology annotation, molecular function: G protein-coupled receptor activity. Lineage: Eukaryota; Metazoa; Mollusca; Gastropoda; Planorbidae. The transcript has 3 exons. The coding region runs from base 698 to 2083 and encodes 461 amino acids.